Molecule: messenger RNA, 636 nt
Organism: Prorocentrum cordatum
Lineage: Eukaryota; Dinophyceae; Prorocentrales; Prorocentraceae
Source: the annotation of a GenBank genome assembly
GGGAUGACAUGCCAUUACUGCGUCGACGACAGUGGCGAGAUGGACGGCUUCCGCCCAUCCUGCCGACCGCAGAUCAUAGAGGCAAACAGCGGCUCAUGUAUCUACAACGCCAUCCAGCAGGCCACGCGCCCGUUCAACAACGCGGGCAUCGCCGAUAUUUGCAAAGUAUGUCCUUGGGCCAUCCUCAACGAGCUUCCCGACGACUGCAGCGCGAAUAAGAGGAACAAGCUGGAUACCCCCGAACACUUACCCGACAACGGUCUGGCAGUUGAUGGGAGAUGCAGCGCCCACCAAGGGCAUCGCAUCGUCGAGCACGAGGAGAAGCUGAUCAUAGGGCACAUUCACGCCGUGCACGUCUCGCGCGCCCACAUGCACAACAGGCUGAUCAUGAAGCACACGAUGCUACGGCGGCGCGCGCUGGUGGCAGGGCGCCCGGAGCUGGGGCCGACGUCGGACGAGUUGUCCAUGGGCGAGGCUAGCGCGGCAGAGAAGUUCCUGAAGUAUUGGAACGGUGAUUGGACGCAGCACGUCCCGAGCCAUUGGUGUCUUGGCUGCUGCAAGGCGGACCCAGCCACUGGUGCAUCUGCUGAGGAUGACUGCAGGCAGAACCUUUUCGCGGCUGCCGUCGGGGUGGAC